Electrophorus electricus (electric eel) is the source of this 2628-nucleotide messenger RNA. NCBI's taxonomy places the organism in Eukaryota, Metazoa, Chordata, Actinopteri, Gymnotiformes, Gymnotidae. The record is from RefSeq and is a predicted model, not a curated record.
AUGAAAGAAGGACAUGAACUACCAAAAGAAAACCAAUCUGCCCUGCCCGGCAACCGGCAUGUGGCCAACCUGUCAAUCAAUGCUCAGCCAGAUGACGACGAGCUGGACCAGGGAGUCUGGCUGCUGUCCUCCUGCCUUCCUAGUAAUUACCACUUUGUGAAUCAAUCUAAGACUUGGUCUGAGGCUCAGAGUUUCUGCAGACAAACUCAAACUGACCUGGCCACUGUAGACAACAUGGAGGACAUGAGCAGGCUACUGCAGUCUGUCAGUGACACUUAUACUGGCUCUGCAUGGAUUGGACUGUAUGAUGACCUGAAGAACAGUUGGAGAUGGUCUCUGGAAGACCCACAGUUCUACAAGGAGGGAGAGAGAGACUUCAGGAACUGGAUCCCAGCACUAUCGAGAGUCAGGGCAGACCUAGGGAUGGUAGUAGGAUGGGGAAAAGCAGGCAGACUAGUAACAUGGCCGGAACGGGAGGUGGGCGUGGAGUUAGGAGAGGAGAAGAGCGGGGACAUGCUGGUAGUGGGCACAGACAUGGAAACAGCAACAGAAGCAAAAGGAAAGACAGAGGUAAAUAUAUCUAGCAGGACCAACCUGGGAACAGGAACAAAAUACACAAUUGGCAUGGACACAGGCACUGGGACGGGCAAGGAAACACUUAUUCCAUAUGGAGCAGGGGCUGACAGGGUGAUGAUCUCCACGCUGGAAGCAGGGACAGGCAAAGCAGCGUCCUCCACUCUAGGCACGGAGUUUGGCUGGGGCUCCAGCAGUGCAGCAGCCAUGGUAGUCAGUGGUGCUGCAGGGAGGCCCAAAGGUGUGGCCUCGGCUGUUAGCAGCAUUGCAGGGAGGUCUGGAGGCUCAGCUAAGGCGUUCAGCAGCGGUGGGUCCAGGAGGCCUGAAGAUGGGGUUGCACUGCUCAGCGGCACUGCAGGGUCUGGAGGCAUGGCUAUGGUGAUCAGCGGUGGCGGGUCCAGAAGCGUGGCUGCGCUGGUCGGUGGCGGGUCGGGGAGGCCCGAAGAUGGGGCUGCGCUACUCAGCAGUGCUGCAGGGACCUGGAUCCGGCCGAGCGGUGUCUCUCGCGAUGGGGGCCGGAUCCUGCCAGGUGGCGACCUCCACACCAACAACAUGAACUCGAUCGGGCUGGGCGGUGUCUCCCAUGCCCGGGAACGGAACAGCAUCAGGAUGAGUGACAUCUCCUGUGCCGGGGACUGGAACAGAACUGAUGGAGUCAUCUCUCGUGCCGAGGACCGGGUCUGGCUAGGCAGUGUCAUCUCUCGCGCCGGGGACUGGGUCUGGCUGGGCGGCAUCAUCUCUCGCGCUUCUGGCUGGCUGAGAAGGGAAAAACCCAAUGAGAGCCUGGUUCUGAUAGCUGAUUAUAAAAACUGGACAGAAGCUCAGCGCUACUGCAGAGAACAUCACACUGACCUGGCAAGCAUCAAAAACCAGGAUGAAAACUCUAGAAUUGCCAGUUUGGUGGGACAGAAUUUUGUUUGGAUUGGACUGCACAGGACCAGAACAUGGUCAGAUCAGAGUAAUUCAUCUUUUAGGUACUGGAAAACAGAACAUGUAAACUCAAGAUUAGAGGAUUUGAGUCCAGCCUGCACUGCUGUGAGCCUUGGAGACUUAGGCAGAUGGAUUGAGGAGAACUGUAACAUUACUCUCCCAUUCAUUUGCUACUCAGUAGUGCAAACUGGUUCCCAUCAUCAGUACCACUUCAUGAACAAGCCUAAGAGUUGGACUGAGGCUCAGAGUUUCUGCAGACAAACUCAAACUGACCUGGCCACUGUAGACAACAUGGAGGACAUGAGCAGGCUACUGCAGUCUGUCAGUGACACUUAUACUGGUUCUGCAUGGAUUGGACUGUAUGACGACCUGAAGAACAGUUGGAGAUGGUCUCUGGAAGACCCACAGUUCUACAAGGAGGGAGAGAGAGACUAUAGGAAAUGGUUAUACAAUCCUCGUAAUGAAGAUGGAAAUGACUAUUGUGGACUGAUGUUAUAUGAAACCAAGUCAAUAUACGGUGGAAAGUGGAUUGAUAAAUCUUGUUCAGAAGAACAUCCAUUUGUUUGCUAUGAUGGUAAAAAUAUUGCCACUUACGUUCCAGUGUCUAAGCCAAAAAACUGGAUAGAUGCUCAGAGUUACUGCAGAGAACAUUACCUAGACUUGGCCAGUGUGAGAAACCUUGAGGAGAACAUGGAGAUCUUCCAAAGAACACUGGAAAGUAUAGACACAACAUUUUUGGAUGGCAUUUGGAUGGGAAUUUGGAUAGGAUUAUACAAAACCCUUACAUGGUCAGAUCAGAAUAACUCAACUUUCACUUUCUGGAGAUCUUUAGAGCCGGACAAUGGAAAAAACUCUGGGAUAGACUCCAAUGAUCAGCACUGUACAGCAGUGUCCUUCAGUAACAAUGGGAAAUGGACAAAUGAGAACUGUUUUUCUGCUCUCCCUUUCAUCUGCUACAGUUGUAACGUGAUCACCCUGAGGGUAAUGGUCAAUGCUCAGAAAGAAUUAACAGUGAGUUAUAUUGAGAAUGUGGUCCUGAUAAAGCUUGAGGAGAAAUUACUUCAACUGGGCAUCCCACAUAAGUUCACACUGCGUGUGAAAAGCAUGCAUAAAAUCACUCCCUGA